CACCAGAGCACCGGCACCACAACACCGGCACCAGAGCACCGGCACCAGAGCACCGGCACCGGCCACACAUUCACAUCGUUGUGUCUCAUCGUCACAAAUCAUCAGUUAAAGAAAGUGACAAACGAGACAGAUGAGUUGAGAAAAUGUCCACGACGCUAAACCAGAGUCUUUCCACGGCCACGAACGACAAGACCGACAGGCACGUGCGACUGCUGCUGUUCGGUUUGUGCGUAAUUAUCGCCGCCGCUACGUUAGUGGGAGGUUUGUACUCGCUGGUCUUUCUGCUGAGGAGCUGGAGGAAGAACCCACUGUGCGUGAUCGUGGCGUCCAUGUCUGUGGAUGACCUGCUGAGUGUGGCUCCUCUGUCCAUGUUCCUGCUGCUUCAGUGGGAGACGGAUGGAGCAGAUGAUGGAGCAGAUGAUGGAGGAGGAGGAGGAGGAGGAGGAGGAAGAGGCUCCAGCAGCUUGUGCACUGUGUCCGGACUCCUGUACGUGUUCCAGGGUGUGUCCAGUCACAUGAAGGCGUGUCUCAUAGCAGCUUACACUUUCUAUGUGUCCAGAAAGUUCGGCGUGUUCGGCUCAGGGCGCACACCAGUGGCAGUGACGUGGGCAGUCGUGGGUGUUUGGUCAGUGAGUCUGACCGUCAGUGUCCUUCCUCUGUGUGGAUGGGGAACUUUCACUCCACUCACUCUCGGCUGUUUCCCUGACAGCAGCGGCGUCUACGUCAUGUUGCUUUUCUCUUUAUAUUCUCUCAGUUUGUGCGGGUUGUUGAUUUUCUUCGUCCCGCUCACGCACGAGCUUCUGUGCUCGACCGAGCCUCACAGGAUUCUACUGUCCCCGUCCUGUGUGGACAUGUCGAGGGGACACGGCGCCUCUGCGCGCUCUCUUCCCCGGGACAGCGUCGCCAAAAGUUUCGGGGCGUACAACGAACUGAGCCCGAGCUCGUGCGCGACGGAGCGGAGAGGGACAGAGGACAGCGGUCUGUCCCCGGACAGAGGGACAGAGGACAGCGGUCUGUCCCCGGACAGUGUGAGAGGACAGAGGACAGCUGCAGUGACGCACACGCCGCUGCUGUUUGCGCAGAAGCGCUUCUCCAUGAUUGUGGCGCUGCUCAGAGUUGUGUUGUGGAUGCCGAUGAUGACUGUGGUUGUGCUGCGUCACACAGUGAAGACACAAAGCUCUUCUGUGGAGACGCUGAGCUUCUUUCUUACUCUGCUCGCUCCCGCGCUCACUCCUGUAUUCCUGUUGUCUCAGCGCUGGAUCCACAUGCCGUGUGGCUGCUUCAUUAACUGCAAACAGGAUCCACAUCAGCAGUCGUCAGUCAUGAAGAGAAGAUUGGACAUCCGUCUGUCCUUCCAUCAGAACUGUGGCGUGUACAAGUUGUCUCAUCACAGUCUGUGUCUUCAGAAGCCCGACUGUUACACACUCUUUAACUGCCACCCUCUUCAUUCACACCUUGAUACACUACAACGUGGUUCUGGUCUGGCACCGGCUCUGGACUUCAGUACCACGUGUCCAGCUGACAGUUCGUCUCGUGCAGAACUGCUGCUGGACGCAGCAGAGACUGUGUCCGACCUCUGUCCGGACGUCCGUUGUGUCCACGUGUUUCCUCCUCAUCAUCAGCGGGAGCGCGAGGACACUGAUGUGUCCUCUGUGUUCGACGGGCCGGACAGGAGGCUGUCCCACGAGGACUGUGGAACCAUGCAGCUGACGGACUGGGAGUGGUGUCGCAGUAAAUCAGAGAGAACGUCCAGACAGCGGUCUUCAGGCGGUCUGUCCGUCCCUCUAUGUGCCUUCCAGGGAACCAUAUCUCUGCAGGCACCAACAGGAAAGACUCUGUCUCUGUCCACCUAUGAGGUCAGCAGUGAUGGACUCACAAUCUGUCCAAACAGCACCAAGAAGGUGGAAGUUUAUCGCUCCAAAUCAGUCGGUCAUGAGCCCAGAGCAGAUGAUCCGGUCAGCAGCAGCGAGGUGGACACCAAUGUCAGGAUCCACCUGGAGGUUCUGGAGAUCUGUGACAAUGAGGAGGCCAUGGACAGCGUCUCCAUCAUCUCCAACAUCAGCCAGUCGUCCACACACGCGCGCUCACCAUCGCUGCGUUACUCGCGGCGGGAAAACCGCUUCAUCUCCUGUGACCUGGCUGAAAGUGCUUCUUACUCCCUGCUCAUCCCCACCAGUGGAAACCCUGAGACGGAGAACAUGAACAUCACCAUCCCCGACACUGUGGAAGCUCACCGGCACAACAGCCGACGCCAGACGCACCACACGUCAGGCUAUCACGAAGAGAUUCAGAUGAUCAACGAGGCCUACGAGAGGCAAUCUGAAGAGAGGAAAGAGUGACAAACACUCUCUGACUCAGUGACCACUAACUGUGCAAACAUCAUCACGUUUAAUCCCACUUUAAUCUGCAGAUUAGCAAUGUUAGGAAAGUCUGAAGUCUUUAAAUCAUUAUUCGUUCACUCAUUCAUUCAUGUGCUUGUACCGUUGUUUUCCUAAAAUAAACAAAUGCCCAUGUGUUUGAAUCAUUCAUCCAUUCAUCCAUUCAUUCAUUCAUUCAUUCAUGUGCUGUGAUUCACCUUCUGGUCAAAUAUGUUUAUUAAUAAACUGUUGUGUGUAUUGUUUAGCCACACAACUACUGUGAUGACGAGUGAAUCAUGAUAAUGAAUGUGUGAAGAGACUGACCUACAUGACAACAUGAGGAUGAAAACGUGACUAACGUGAAUAAACACGUUUUCAUGGCAUUUCUGUAAAAACUGAGACUGAAAAACAAAUAAAGGACGAAAACAAUA
This is a messenger RNA of Solea senegalensis (Senegalese sole), 2788 nucleotides long. RefSeq names its product probable G-protein coupled receptor 149. Bases 144 to 2339 code for a protein of 731 amino acids. The record is from RefSeq and is a predicted model, not a curated record. Gene Ontology annotation, biological process: neuropeptide signaling pathway. The transcript has 5 exons. Gene Ontology annotation, molecular function: G protein-coupled receptor activity; neuropeptide binding. Gene Ontology annotation, cellular component: neuron projection; membrane. Lineage: Eukaryota; Metazoa; Chordata; Actinopteri; Pleuronectiformes; Soleidae.